AUGUUGAAUCCCAAUCAACAGCAGCAACAACAAUCGGCGGCCAAUAUGAAAUCUUCGUUCAGUGUAACUGAAGAAAAUCGUCAUUACUUGAAAUUAUUCAUCCAGACCUACCAUAAUCUACCCAUCUUGUGGGAUACAACACUACGCGACUAUACAAAUCGAGAUAAACGUGCCGAGGCAUAUCAACAGUUGGUUCCAAUUUAUAAAUAUUUAAAGCGGGAUGCCAACUUACAGGAUGUGAAAAAGAAAAUCAAUACUCUAAGGACCAAUUAUCGCAAGGAAUUGAAAAUUGUUGAAAGUGCCCGUAGGCAGGGGACAAGUUAUCAGCCACGUUGUUGGACAUUCUAUGAAUUGGAUUUUUUGAGGAAUGCAGAGAAAUUUCUGGCCAUUGAUCCGAAUUAUAUUAAAACUGAAACACCAAAUACCCCAGCGACGAAUUCGCCCUCUCCAUUUGGUCUAUUUGGAGAGACUGCAACACCACAGAGUAAUUUUUUGGAAAUAUCACCGUAUGGAUUUCGUAUGAACAAUGGUAGUUCACCGCCACCAAACAUAACGCAAUUGUUUCAAAAGUCCUUUGGUCCCAAUAGUAGUAAUAGUACUAAUGCUGUUGAACAAAAGCCUCAGGCCAUUUCGGACUCAGGGAAUUCCUUAAAUAAUGUAACCGAGAGCAUUACAAAUGAGGGAAAUAAUAUAAAUACAUAUAACCAACAGAUGUCAUCGCAGGCGACAUCCUCCACAACAAACAGCGAUGGUGGAAAUAAACGUUUGAAAAUGUCUAAUAACAAUCAGUUUCAUGCAUCACCUUCAUGUAAUUGUCUAUCCUCCAAUUAUCCUGAAGAAGAAUCCGUCACACGGACCUGGGCAUAUAAACUUAAACGUUUACCACGAGAUCAACGUCUGUUCGCUGAAAAGUUUAUCAACGAUAUUCUCUUUGAAGCGGAAUCGGGUACUUUACAUCGUGGUUCAAUGCAAUUGAAUGCCUUUGAACCCUAUGUACGAUUCGAAGAGUCUCAUGUCGAUGAGAAUACCAACAGUACAAGUCAUGAUAAAUCCCAAAGUCCACAAAUUACGACAAAUUGUUCUCCAAACACAAUUGGCAGCACCGGCAUGCAAACACAGAGUCAAAGCCAAGGACAUGAAAAUAAUUCGUCAGCAGAAAGUGGUGCUAAACAAACGAAUUUAGAGUUUAAUUCGUAUAAUUAA
Musca vetustissima is the source of this 1203-nucleotide messenger RNA. RefSeq lists its product as uncharacterized. The transcript has a single exon. Bases 1 to 1203 code for a protein of 400 amino acids. Lineage: Eukaryota; Metazoa; Arthropoda; Insecta; Diptera; Muscidae. The record is from RefSeq and is a predicted model, not a curated record.